Molecule: messenger RNA, 4222 nt
Organism: Oncorhynchus keta (chum salmon)
Lineage: Eukaryota; Metazoa; Chordata; Actinopteri; Salmoniformes; Salmonidae
Product: glutamate-rich protein 6-like
Exons: 14
Coding region: 341-2038 (565 amino acids)
Source: RefSeq, a predicted model, not a curated record
AAUGUCCGAUGGGUUUUGGCUUCACCCAGACAGACUGGGAGUGGGUGGAGCAGGCACUCACAGACAGCUGUCAAGGUAGUCAGAAUGUCCGAUGGGUUUUGGCUUCACCCAGACAGACUGGGAGUGGGUGGAGCAGGCACUCACAGACAGCUGUCGAGGUAGUCAGAAUGUCCGAUGGGUUUUGGCUUCACCCAGACAGACUGGGAGUGGGUGGAGCAGGCACUCACAGACAGCUGUCAAGGUAGUCAGAAUGUCCGAUGGGUUUUGGCUUCACCCAGACAGACUGGGAGUGGGUGGAGCAGGCACUCACAGACAGCUGUCAAGGUAGUCAGAAUGUCCGAUGGGUUUUGGCUUCACCCAGACAGACUGGGAGUGGGUGGAGCAGGCACUCACAGACAGCUGUCAAGGUAGUCAGAAUGUCCGAUGGGUUUUGGCUUCACCCAGACAGACUGGGAGUGGGUGGAGCAGGCACUCACAGACAGCUGUCAAGGUAGUCAGAAUGUCCGAUGGGUUUUUGGCUUCGAAUGCGUCACAUCUUUUUUGUUGCUGUUCUCCCCCUCCGACGACUCAAACAUCUGCCAGGCACCUUCCUACAAUUAUUUCCUCUCUCGUAGUUCAAAGUAAAGUGGAGAGGUUUGAGCCAAAAGCCUCAUCACAGACAGUUCCCCAGAGUAUAGUUAUUGGGCCAGAUUCAGAGAUUGAAGAGACAGAUAUGGAGAAGGAGAAUGAGUUGUAUGGUAUACCUAAUGUGGGGCCACCUUCCAUGUUGGCCUACAAACCAGAGUCGAAACAACCGCCUGUUCAUUUUGAAAAGAUCCCAGUGUUGCCCAUCUCUGGAUCCUCUGAAGCUCAGUCCAAACUGAAAGUAGAGUUUGUUCUAUGUGACUACUGCCAGCACCCCUGUAACCCAUUCAUACGCCGGGAACAAUUGGAAAAUAAUCGUGACCUGGAAUUGCUCUUUUGCUGUGAACGGGCUCAGAAAAUGCGAGCGUUUCUCCUGGAAGAGGAGCGGGCCUUAGCCGCCAUGGAGAUGAACAGGAAGAUUGAUGUGGGCCCUCACCCACCCUUCAUGAACAAACACGAGAAGAGAGCUGCAAAGGAGCGGGCAGAGCAGAGGUUGUUGGAAUGGGAACUUCAGAAGGUCCUGAAGAAAGGCAAUCAGAACAGAUUCUUUUCAGGUCAGAUCAAAACCAUCUCCUACAGACUGUCCAAUGAGGUUUGGACUUUCCGAGAAGAGUCUCACUUCCCUAAGAUGGACAUCAUGAACUCAUCAGAUAUCUUCAGCCUCCAGGGGGAGACGGACAGGCAGCACAGAGAGAGGAGAAUACAUUUGCUUCUGAGGUUCUAUCCAAAUGGCAAACCCUUCAUCACGUUAUAUCCAGACGGAACAGGAAAUGUGUUCUAUCCAUCUGGGAAUGUUGCUAUCAUCAUCUCCUCUGUGGAGGCUGCUGACUUCACCUAUAUAAUCAUGGAGGACAAGGAUUUAGAGCCAAACUUUGAGGCCAUGUUUACAACCAGAGGCCAGUCUACGUGCUACCACCCCAAUGGACUUAUAUGGGUGAACCUGACCCAGCUGGGAGGCUCCUGCUGCAGUGAGACCGGGGCCCUGAGACGACGCUGGAACUGGCUGGACCUUGAGCCUCACAUCCAAGCCCCUCCCUUCCAGCCCAUCUGUCUGGUCCUGGGUAGCCACGUCAGCCUCCGCAUCCAGUCCCAGGAACGCAUCUACCUCACAUUCUCCUCUCACCAAAGCAGAGUACGUUUCAACGUGGGCUCCAAACUCAAGCUAACCCAUCCGGAAGGCCUAGUGAUGCCGGGGCCAGACAUCCUGCAACAACAUCUCCAAAUGAAAAGCCUGGAGAUUUACACUCUGCUGGACCGGAUGCAGACCUGCAUGGCCUACCAGCACUCGGCCAAUCCCCACAACAUUAAGCCCCAGUACAGCCUCGUUGCCCAGAUGCAGAGACUCAAGAGACAGAUGGAAAAACAGAGCUCACCCAAAAAGACCAAAGCUCUCAUGGCCUCUAAGGACUUAUAACAACUGACAACUCAAAGCCUGUGUUGUUCUAGAAUUCAUAUUGUUGCUAUGAAACCAAGGCAUUUAGCAUUUAUUCUAAUUAGAAAUAAAUACAGUAGCCAUGUGUAAAAUAUUAUAAAAGACUGGUCAUGUUUCUUGUCAGAUACAUUUUGAAUAGAUUUAAUGGUUGGGCCAUUGUGCAAAUUAAGAAAUUAGUCAGCAGUCUAAGGAAAAUGACGAAUGAGGCACCUCACUCUUCAAUCACAAGUAGGCCUAGAAGAUUCAGUUGAGGUCCCAACAACCCUUGAACCCACCAACCCGUGCAUAGGUUACAGCAGCCGUUUAAUGGUGCUGGUCGGCUGUACAGCAGCCGUUUAAUGGUGCUGGUUGGCUGUACAGCAGCCGUUUAAUGGUGCUGGUUGGCUGUACAGCAGCCAGGCAACUUGAAGGACUUGAAGGAUGUGUAGUAAUGCAGGAAAUCUACAAACAGGAUAAUAAUGUUUUGACUAACUAGUUUUAUACUGACUCGGUGCAGGUAUCAUAGCUAACUCAGAAUCUUCAAUAGAAAUAGGCCACGGUAGACAGAACCUUAAUUACUCAUCUGUGCAGCAGCCUGAAGGUCAACUGAUUGACCAUGACAUUUCUGAACAGUCUCUUCAGAGGAGCUGUAUCUGCGAUGUUAUGCCCACGGCAUUUACAUAAUUUAAGUAAAAAUAAAUCUUGUGAGUUAAUUUAAGAGUUGGCAUAUCAUAUUUUCCCAUAUAUAUAUAUAUAUAUUUUUUUUUUAAGUAGUAGAAGGGAAAAAAAAUACAUUGCAAUGAGUUUUCAUGUCAGUGGCAUAACGUUGACUUAUCUGAAUGCCUGGACCACAGGCAUGUGGAGGUCAUCUCCAGAAUGAGCACCAGGACACAGACCGACUGGUUGGACCAGAGGAGACAUGACAGUAGCCGACGUAAGAGGAGAAAAGUACUAUCAGAUAGAUGAGUGAUGAUUGUUAUAGGUCAGACUUCAGAAUUAUGCUGAUCCUCGAAGCAUAGCAUGUUGUUUACUUAGCCCAACUACUUCCCUUUCUCCUGACAAAUGAUUCCUUUGCAGUCAACAUUCAGUCAGAAGAAGGGACUAUGAAACCUGUAGAGGAAUCAGGGAUCCCCUUGGAAUGUGUGGAGACACGUCUUGACUCCGAGGUAGCUAGGCGAAACACAGAUGUUUUAGAAAUAUUUCCUCACUAUGAAAAAAUAUAGUAAAUCACUUCAGAUCAAUUCCAAUAAAUGUCUAUUUCCUGUCUCUGAGAAGUCCCUGAAGUGCUCCAAGAGCGCGAUUUGUGUUGAGGAGAAAAGUCUACAUCUUCAUCUAACGGUAUUUUUAUUGUUACCAGUCUACCAGACAGCAGACAGCGUGAAAUGUUAGCGUUACUGUAGAUACAGAAUCCUGAAAUCUGGAGUUUCUCCAUUUUCACUUAUUAAUGAUGAGCAAUGUGGGCACUUCUGUUGAAUAAAUGAUGAACUGCCUUUGUUGUCUCUCUUUAGAAUCUUCCUAAAAACGAGGACCCGGAGAUGGAUCCGUCCCCAGAUAAUGAAGUGUUGGCUCACUCAGCAAGGAUCUCCAAACUCCCACAGCUUGCCAAGUAGAAACUAAACAGUCACCAACACAUUUUGACAUGAGCACAAGGGCAUCCAGCUCGGACUCGUCAUGGGAGCUCCUGGAAAGUGAGCUGGACUCUAUUACCUGUGAGUACUGCCAGCAGCACAGGAAGCCCCCAGAGACCAGCUAGUCAACAAUACAAACCCAGAGGAGUUGUUUUUGUUACGAAGUGGCCUGGAGGAUGGCUGACUGUCUGUCGGAGGGGGAGCCUGUGUUCUGCGUGAUCCAGGAGAGCUUAAAGGUUGAUGUGGGCCUUCACCUGCCCUUCAAAACGGCUGAGAAGAAGCGGACGGAGCAAAGUUGGAGCACACGACGGGCCAGAGACACCUCCACAUGAAGCGACCUACAACCUGCUGCAGAGGAUCCAGAGCUAGAUCACCUAGCAACACUAGAUCACCUAGCAACACUAGAUCACCUAGCAACACUAGAUCACCUAGCAACACUAGAUCACCUAGCAACAGACCACCAGUCCACCCCCUUGCCUGGUGUCGCAGAUGGAGACGGAAGACACCUCUGGAUAAGCACUGUUCAGCUACCUGAGCCAUAUCAUUGAAAACACUCGUA